This is a messenger RNA of Fundulus heteroclitus (mummichog), 598 nucleotides long. It is a transcript of the gene rpp14, whose product is annotated as ribonuclease P/MRP 14 subunit. The transcript is spliced from 6 exons. NCBI's taxonomy places the organism in Eukaryota, Metazoa, Chordata, Actinopteri, Cyprinodontiformes, Fundulidae. The coding region runs from base 133 to 534 and encodes 133 amino acids. The record is from RefSeq and is a predicted model, not a curated record. Gene Ontology annotation, cellular component: ribonuclease P complex. Gene Ontology annotation, biological process: tRNA 5'-leader removal.
GUGACACCUCCUGCUCUUAAAGCACUGCUAGGUAAGUGCGCAUGCGUAGGUAACUUUGAUGGCGGCAGAGGAGACACGCUGCUGCAGAAGUGUCACGGCGGUGUAGAUGUCUUCCAGGCUGCAGAACAUGAAAUGGAAAGUAGAAUGAGAACGGACGGAGACAAGGCAGAACCUUCUGGUUACCAACGGGUCGUGUUGAAGAACGCUGCGCCGCAUCAGUACCUGAAGGUCCGCCUGGAGCUGGAGGACGAGUCCACCAGGCUGAGCGCCGUGGAGCUGAAGACCUUCAUCAUCGCCUGCCUGAAGGGUCUGCAUGGAGAGGUUGGAGCUGCGUUGAACGUCGACGUGUUGAAGUACGAUGAGGAGACGCUGAGCGCUCUGCUGCGCGUUCCCAGCCGAGGUUUGGUGAAGCUGUGGAGCUCCCUGACCCUGCAGGGAUCCUACAAGAACCAGACCUGCGCCUUCAGGGUUCUGCAGGUGUCUCCGUUCCUCCUGGCGCUGACUGGAAACAGUCGGGAUCUGCGGCUGGACUGAAGCACGAUGAGUUUUUCUUGGAGCGCGUUCGCCAACAGGCUCCGCCCCUCCUCCCUGGCGGCUC